Messenger RNA from Racocetra fulgida, 212 nucleotides. The record is from the annotation of a GenBank genome assembly. NCBI's taxonomy places the organism in Eukaryota, Fungi, Glomeromycota, Glomeromycetes, Diversisporales, Gigasporaceae.
AAUUAUUGAAGACUUUCGUCCAAUGAUCAAUGACCAAACUACACCUUUAUGUAUUAUUCAAUUAAUUAAACAAUGUUGGGAUGCCGAUCCUGGGAAACGACCAACUGCUCGGGAAUUGAAAGAUCAAUUUGACAAAUUGCUUGAAUUCAAUAUUUCUGAGUUUCAGUUUGAACAUACGCCAAGUAACUUUCAAGUUCAAAAAUCUUCUGAAG